Messenger RNA from Gigantopelta aegis, 1057 nucleotides. Its product is annotated as putative ankyrin repeat protein RF_0381. The annotation marks the transcript as partial. Gene Ontology annotation, molecular function: protein binding. The record is from RefSeq and is a predicted model, not a curated record. Lineage: Eukaryota; Metazoa; Mollusca; Gastropoda; Neomphalida; Peltospiridae. The transcript is spliced from 3 exons.
AUGGCAGAGGCUAGAACUCGAUUACAUAACGCAGUACUUGCAGGGAAUCUUGAAAACGUGAAACCGUAUAUAGGUGGUGCGAAUGCUCAGGACAGAGAGGGAAGAACAGCGUUAAUGCUAGUUUCUAAAAGUGCAUCCAAUGGUGCAGCUGUAGUUAAUUAUCUUCUACAGUUUGAUGCUGAUAAAUACAUUGUUGAUAAGCACGGAGACAAUGCUUUACAUUAUGCUGUGAAGGAACGCCAUAAAGAAAUAGUAAAUAGUUUACUAGCGAGAGGCAUGGAUGUAAACAGCAGAGAUGGGGAUGGUAAUACUCCGCUGAUAGCUGCUGCUCAAAAGGGAUAUACAGAUAUAGUCAAGAUUUUGACAGAUCACCGAGCUGAUAUACACAUGCGGACAAGAAAAAACAGGAAUGCUUUGUAUUUUGCUUUGUGGAAUAAACAUGAUGACAUGGCCAAAUAUCUGUUAGGUGUAUACUGCGGGGAUGAUGAGACGUGGCCCGAACUGGAACUUGCCUGUCACGAGAAUAACACUAGGGUGAUUCGUUUGUUGCUACAACAUGAACUAAAUCUUAAAGGUCCUGAUCUUAAAAUGUGUUUCAUGAAUGCUCGCAGUUUGAAUAAACAAGAAGAAUCCUUUAAAGAGUAUAUAACCUAUUACGAUUUUGAUGUUUUUGUACAAAUGGGUAAAAAGUUUAAGAAAACUAUGGAAGCAGGACUGCUGGUAUCAUCUGAGAAAGGAUAUACUGAACAAGUUCGCUUGUUACUAGACUGUGGAGUAGAUAUAGACACAGCUGAUAUGUCAGAAGAAACCGCUCUACAUCGAGCCACAAUUAAUGAUAAUGAAUGUGAUGUGGAUGCAUCUACAUCAGAUGGAGAAACGGCACUAAUGAUGGGUUGUCGUAAAGGUCGUAUUGAGAUAGUACAGCUGUUGAUAACACGCAAUGCAGAUGUUAACAAGAACAAUGCUUUGGGACAAACUGCUUUACACGUUGCUGUACUUGGCGAUGAGAAAACAAUUGCAGCUUAUCUUCUAAAUAAUGGAUCUGGUGUGAAUGCAC